AAAAGUAGGCAUUUUUAAAAUGGGGCCAAGAAUGAUCCUAUCAGUUCAGGGAAUAAAUAAUGAUACCAGUUAAGGGUUAAAUUCAAUAACAAUACUACUCCAUUUCUCUAUCAAAUUCUGGAUAUGCCAAUUUUUGACAUAAAAUUAAAAAAUGUAUAAUAUGGUAUACUUUUCCAUUUCGCUUGUGUUUCAAGAAUUCUGGGUAGCUUUAAGUUUUGAUGGAUUCUGCAUGAAAUAAAAGUGUUUUAAAGAAAAAAAUUAAAUACGUGGAUAUCGUUGCUAUCAAUAUGUCUAAACUUUGUAAUUCAAAUGAAGAAGAAGAUGAGAAAACAGAAAACAAAAACUUUUUAACUGGAAGAAUCAUAAAUGAAGAUGAAAACAAUAUAAAAAAUGAUAAAGAAGAGUACAGUUUGUACAUAUAUAACUUGGCUCCAGAAACUGAUGAAGAAUAUCUUUGGAGAGCUUUUUCUCCUUUCGGUGCUAUAAAAAAAAUCGUCGUGAUGAGGGAUCCUGAAACUAAUAUUUCAAGAGGUUUUGCAUUUGUCGACAUGAAAAAUUUUAAUGAUGCAAACUCAGCAAUAGAAAUUUUAAAUGGAACUGAAUUAAAUAAUAAACAACUCAAGAUUAACUUCAAAGGACAAAGAAAUGAUGAUGAGCAACCUUUUGAGGAAAUUGCAGCAUAUCAACUUUAUGUCUAUAAUAUUCCUAGCGAUACUAGCGAACUAAGGCUUUUUAAAUUAUUUGGGCAGUUUGGUGGCGUUAAAAACGUUGCAAUUAUGAAAGACCGUGUGAAAUAUUCAGGUACCAUUGCAUUUGUUACAAUGAGAAAAAAAGACGAGGCAGAAAAGGCUAUAAAAACCUUAAAUGGAUUCAAUUUAGAAAAUCAUAUUCUUCAAGUUAGAUUUAAGAAUCAAAAAGGCGAAACUCUUGACAAUGCAAAAGAAAAUCUUCCUCGUGGAGAUAUUCAGUUGUAUAUUAAUAAUUUAGAUUAUUUUAUUGAAGAGCAAACAAUUUGGAAAUUGUUUGCUCAUUUUGGUGCCGUAAAAGAUGUUAAUAUAAUGAGAGAUUUAUCAGGAAGAUGUAUAGGAUAUGGAUUUGUUACAAUGAAGGAAACUAGAGCUGCAUCAUUAGCCGUUAACACCUUAAAUGGCACAAAUUUAGCUGGUAGAAAUUUAAUUGUAAGUUUUAAAACAAAAAAAUCUAAAGGUUCAUAAGAAUGUUUUAUACAU
Messenger RNA from Condylostylus longicornis, 1229 nucleotides. RefSeq names its product ELAV-like protein 4. The transcript has 3 exons. The record is from RefSeq and is a predicted model, not a curated record. The coding region runs from base 288 to 1214 and encodes 308 amino acids. NCBI's taxonomy places the organism in Eukaryota, Metazoa, Arthropoda, Insecta, Diptera, Dolichopodidae. Gene Ontology annotation, molecular function: RNA binding.